This is a messenger RNA of Penicillium maclennaniae, 204 nucleotides long. RefSeq lists its product as uncharacterized. NCBI's taxonomy places the organism in Eukaryota, Fungi, Ascomycota, Eurotiomycetes, Eurotiales, Aspergillaceae. The record is from RefSeq and is a predicted model, not a curated record. The transcript is spliced from 2 exons. Bases 1 to 204 code for a protein of 67 amino acids.
AUGUCGCUACCAGAUAUUCUUGCAGUGGAUGAGUUGGACGACAAGUCCUUCCACCACUCUUCAUUGCCUGAACGCUGGACUCAUCCGGAGUUCAUUCACCCUCAAGAUGAACGCCAAGCACGCUGGAUUCAACGGGCCUGGUGGAAGGACAAGGAACGUACCUCGACCACUUACCCCGAUAAGGUUCCCCGUUAUAUUCAAUAG